This is a messenger RNA of Drosophila serrata, 427 nucleotides long. RefSeq names its product elevated during infection (gene edin). NCBI's taxonomy places the organism in Eukaryota, Metazoa, Arthropoda, Insecta, Diptera, Drosophilidae. The record is from RefSeq and is a predicted model, not a curated record.
AUGGCAUCUUCCGAGUCAAAGAUGUCCUUCAAGAAGUCCAGUAUCCUGCUCCUAGUGGCCGCCUGUCUGGUGGCUUUUGUGUCCUCCUAUCCACAGCCAUAUCCUGAGGAGUAUCUGAUGGCUGAACCCGAGGAUCUUCUAGUGGCUGAACCACUCCUGGUUCGUCGUGCUCGUUCCCCGGAAGGUGGCUCCGUGGUCCUAACCGCCAGUAAGGAUCCCCAAUUUGGACGAGAGGCCAGUGUCCAAUAUAACCAUAAUCUCUACACCAGCCGGGAUGGACGUGGCACCAUCGAUGCCUAUGCCCAGGCCAGUAGGAAUUUUGACUUUAAUCGCAACAACUAUGGCGGUGGACUUCAGGCCUCUUGGCGCUUCUAAAAAAGAGGAAGAUAUCCUCUAUGGAUUCUAUUCCAAAGUAUUAACUCAACUC